This is a messenger RNA of Dictyostelium discoideum AX4, 318 nucleotides long. RefSeq names its product S60 ribosomal protein L35a (gene rpl35a). The transcript has 3 exons. Lineage: Eukaryota; Evosea; Eumycetozoa; Dictyosteliales; Dictyosteliaceae. Gene Ontology annotation, cellular component: ribosome. The coding region runs from base 1 to 318 and encodes 105 amino acids. Gene Ontology annotation, molecular function: structural constituent of ribosome. Gene Ontology annotation, biological process: translation. The record is from RefSeq and is a predicted model, not a curated record.
AUGGAAAAGAUUUACUCAAAAGGUGUCGUUUUAGGUUACAGAAGAUCACAAGCUACUCAAUACCCAAACAUCAGUUUAAUCAAAAUUGAAGGUGUUGUCUCACGUGAAGAUUCAACUUUUUAUUUAGGUAAAAAAGUCUGUUUAGUCAGCAAAGUUUCCAAAUCAGCCAAAAACCCAACUGGUCACAAAAUUUCAUGGGGUAAGAUUUGCAAAACCCACGGUAGUUCAGGUGUUGUCCAAGCUCGUUUCGCCAGAAACCUCCCACCAAAAGCUAUGGGUGCCCCAGUCAGAGUUAUGUUAUACCCAUCAAACAUCUAA